AUGCGCAGGCAAACAUCUGUGGCCUCGCUCCUCUACGCUCAUCUCUUCCCCAGUCCUGGCCCCUCAGACCCGCCCAACUUUCAAACCCACCUGGCACGCGACUUGAUCCCCGAGAUUCGCAUCGAGACGGCCACCUUCUACGGCAGUCUGGACAGCAUUGAGGCUCGCUAUCCUGGUCUGAACUACUGUCACCCUCCCCAUCGCAUGCGCCUGGGUCGAUUUCCCCACCAUGCACGCCUGUUUAGCGCCAUCGACCACUUGGCCAUCACCGACCAGGAAGUCAUGGACCUGGUACGCUGGGAGGGUACCCUUUGGGCAAGACAGAGAUUUGAAAGAGACGAGAAUAUCAAGGUCAGAGACACGACAGGAGACGGCAUUACUGAUUGGAUCGACCCGCGCACACGAUCCAAGCAGAAGGCCUUGAUCCGCGUCCAUACCAAAGUCGAAAUCACCGAGCGCAGCCACCCCAUCGAUAUGCUCCUGGACGACCAUGGCCACGAACUGGAACAAGAAGAUGACGACCCCGAUCAAGACGACGACGACGAUGACGACGAUGACGACGAUGACGAUGAUGUGGGGGACAAUAUCCAGAGUAUUGGCCAUGAGCUGAAUCGCCGCCUUUUGGCAGCCAUUGCCGCCCGACAACAGGGCCUCAACGUCGAGAUGGAUCCAGAAUUCGAAGCCUAUCUCAAAGAGCUGGUCGAGAGUGGCCAUCUGUUGGCCACGUCACGUCCCGUCGAUGGCCCUAUGAGCCACUCCGAUACUUCGUCGCCCACUCCUCGCCUCGCGAGCUCCUCUGCUGUUCCCAUUAUCACCCCGCCUACCGCCGCUGCAGCCGCCGCCAUUUGGCAGCCGACAGCAUGA
Molecule: messenger RNA, 864 nt
Organism: Aureobasidium vineae
Lineage: Eukaryota; Fungi; Ascomycota; Dothideomycetes; Dothideales; Saccotheciaceae
Source: the annotation of a GenBank genome assembly